ACAGUGUCUGGGGUGAACUUCCUCCUCUGAGGAGGGUCACUGUUCUGCCCUCACCCUCAGCUUCCUGUUGGAGCCUCCUCUAAAUCUUGAACUUUUAGUUUCUGAGAGAGAACCCUGAGAAACAACUUUUGUCGGGAAAUUUGGCGUCUCCAACCCCAGACAUGCUGCUGCUGCUGCUGCUGCUGAUGGCCAUGCUCUGGUGGAGGGAGGGGGCUGAGGGCCAUAGAGAGCCCUGGAAAUAUUACCAGACUUACCAGCUGCAAGUACAGAGGACGGUGGAGGUGCCGGAGGGUCUGUGUGUGCGAGUACCCUGCUUCUUCACCUAUCCCCAGGUUGGCUGGACUGAAUCUACCCCAGCUCAUGGCUACUGGUUCUGGGAAGGGGCCAAUACGAACCAGGACGCUCCUGUGGCCACAGAUGACCCAGAUAGAAAAGUGCAGGAGGAGACCCAGGGCCGAUUCCACCUCCUUGGGAGCCCCCAUACCUACAACUGCUCCCUGGACAUCAGAGAUGCCAGGAGGACGGACAACGGAACAUACUUUUAUCGAGUUGAGAGAGGAAAAGCAAAAUGGAAUUACCAAGAAGACUAUCUCUCUGUGCAUGUGAUAGCCCUGACCCACUUACCUGACAUUCUCAUCCCGGAGACCCUGCAUUCUGGGCACCCCACGAAUCUGACUUGCUCUGUGCCCUGGGCCUGUGAGCAGGGGACACCCCCCAUCUUCUCCUGGAUGACAUCAGCCGUCACCACCUUGGGCCCCAGGACCCGACGCUCCUCGGCUCUCACCCUCACCCCACGGCCUCAGGACCAUGGCACCAGCCUCGCAUGUCAGGUUAACUUGCCUGGGGCUGGAGUGACCAGGACAAGGACUGUCCUCCUCGACGUGUCCUACCCUCCGCAGAACUUGACCGUAACCAUCUUCCUUGGAAACAGCACAGCACCCACAACCCUGGAGAAUGGCUCAUCUCUUUCAGUCCAGGAGGGCCAGUCCCUGCGCCUGGUCUGUGUUGCCGACAGCAACCCCCCUGCCAGGCUGAGCUGGGCCCGUGGGAGCCAGACCCUGAGCCCCUCACAGUCCUUGAACCUCGGGGUCCUGGAGCUGCCCCAGGUGGAGUCAAGUCACGAAGGCAAAUUCACCUGCCAAGCUCAGCACCCUCAGGGCUCCCUGCACAUCUCCCUGAGCCUCUCUGUGCAGAGAAAAGCGUGUCCUUCAUCAGGAGCGGCACUGGGGGCCAUCAGUGGAGCAGGUGCUACAGCCCUGCUCUUCCUGUCCUUCUGCAUCAUCGUCAUCAUAGUGAGGCGCCACAAGAAGAAGGCAACAAGGCCAGCAGCAGGCGUGGGGGACAUGGCCAUGGAGGGUACCAUCGCUGUCACCAGCUCAGUCUGUCAGGGUUCUGUGAUUGAAUCCCGGGCAGGCAGCGUCUCAAAACACCCUCCCCCAGAGGUGGCUGCCCCCUACUCAGGGGAGGAAGAAGAGCUAUUUUAUGCAAACCUCAGCUUUCUUGGGAUGAAGCCUCAGGACCCGCAGGAACAGGAGGCCACUGGUGGUGAGUACUCCGAGAUCAAGAUCCACAAGUGAGCAGUUGCAGAGCCCCUGCCCUGGCUUCAGAGACCACGGUCCUUGAGGCCAAAGAAAAAAAUCACAGACUGAUGCCUGCAGAUUUAAAUGCCCGCUAAAUGGUGUAAAUAGCAGAGCCUUUGGAACUAAAGAGUUUUGAAUUAGAAUCCACACUCUCCACCUUUACUAAGUAAGUGACAGACCAACCCUCUCUCUGUGUCUCGGUUUCUUGUUCUGUGAAACACGCAUGAGAAGCUCUACCUGGAAGUCUGUAGUGAGAAUUCUGGGAGUAAAGUCCUAUCAGAGCACCUGCCACAAAGUGGAUGCAGAACACAUGCUGGAUCCCUGUGAUUUGGACAGAGGGAUCUGCUGGGGAUCUCUCCUGACUCAGGAGAGGACUAGCAUCAGACCUCAGACCUUGCAUCCUGAGGUCCCUCCUGCUGAAAUGUCCUCCCGCUGGACCUUCAUCUGCUUCUGUCCUUGAGAGCCGAGCUCAAGAGGCAGACUCUGGGUUGAGAUGGGAAAGUCAAACAGCAGCUUAUCAUCACAACCUGUGGAGACGAACCAAACCAGUGAGGAAGGUUCCCAAAUGGUCACAUGACCAUCUGAUGAAUGAAACUGCAUGAUCCCAAAAUCCUCUACAGCACCCACCCAAAGAAAGGAAUGCAUCACAGCAGCCACUGCAUAGAGUAGCCUGAUGGAAAGAAAUCAAAGGAUUGAUGGGGCAUUAAAAAUUCCCUGUAAAUGGACCCCAGCCCAUUUAUAACAGCACCAAAACCCAUAAAGUACUAAGGAAAGCUUUUUUAUUUAAAUAUGCAAUGCUUCUGAAAAAUACAGAAUAUUGCUGACAGAAGUUAAGGGAGAUUCAAAUGAAUGAAGAAAUAUAACGUGUUCAUGGAUUGGAAGACAGAAUAUUGCUAACACGCCAGUUUUGUCCACACUGAUUUAAAAUAAUACCAGUCAACAAACAUAUAUAUAUGGAUGUAAAUAAGCUUAUAUCUGGAUGUAUAAGCAUAUAUAUGUGUGUGUGUGUGUACAUACAUAAUUUGACAAUUUGAUUCUAAAAUGUAUGGAAAUGUAAAGACCUAAAAUAGCGAAAUAUUCCCAAAAAUAAGAACACAGUUGGAGAAGUCAGACUUUACUAUAAAGUGGAGUAAUCAAGAGUGUGGUGUGGCAGAACAGAGUCCAUAAAUAGACCAGCACAUUACACAUGGUGCACUGAGCAGCACCCAUUCUAUUCAACUGGGAAAAGGACGACUUCUUGACAAAUGUGGUCGAAAAAAUGGAUCAAGGCUUGGAAAAAACUGAUCUUAUAAAUUAUAUAAUGGGUUUAUGUAAUUGGAAUCAUGCGGUAUAUACUCAUGU
Molecule: messenger RNA, 2921 nt
Organism: Equus quagga
Lineage: Eukaryota; Metazoa; Chordata; Mammalia; Perissodactyla; Equidae
Product: sialic acid-binding Ig-like lectin 8
Exons: 7
Coding region: 162-1577 (471 amino acids)
Biological process (GO): cell adhesion
Cellular component (GO): plasma membrane
Molecular function (GO): sialic acid binding
Source: RefSeq, a predicted model, not a curated record